CUUUCUCGCACCACACGCGAGUGAUGGCCGCUCGAUGAGAUGGGGGUGUUGAUGGUUCUUGUAGAUGACAGGGAAUGUGGAAUUGGACCUCCAAGAAACUUUCGAGGGUAUAGGUGGCAUUUUGAUGUUCCAAAGGAAUUCUUAUGAGAACCAGCGGAGUUUUUGCAGUCGUGGCUUGUUUCGAGGGGAAGUUGACCUGUGCUUGGUGCCGUUGUUUCUUCAGUUUAGUAUGCCGAAGUGCUGCUGCUUUGCACAAGGGCGGUGCGAUCGGUGUGAACGCCUUCUGCCAGGGUGGUGCUUUGCACAUGGACACCGGUCCUUUUUAAGGUCUGCGCAUGAGGUGGGGGGCAAUUUCACUGCUUGCCCGUAAGAUUUGCCCAUGCAAACAUGCCCGUCUUUUGGGAGAGUCCUGGGUGUUUCUCACGGAUUUCCAGUGGCCCUCCCUGAAAGAGAUACAGCUUUUGAGCCAUGCGCACUCCCUGUGCGGGCUGCGCCUUUCUCCAAGAUGUGUUUUCAUUUCAUGGGGAGCCAAACAAGCUAAGGACCGCCACUACCCAGAGAGGGCCCAAGGCCCUUGCCAGCUACCCACGCUGUGCAAAGUGGAAGGCAACCUUCAAAGAGAGAUGGACUCCAAGUAUGGCUUUUAUUUGCACGUCUACGCGGAUCCGGCAGCGGUGAUCUUCCAGGUGCGCCAGCUGCGCAAGUUCUUCCCCAGGUCGCCUAUCCACGUGAUGAGUGAUGGCGGGAUGGACUUCAGCCCUCUCUGCAAGCAGCAGGGCUGUACCUUCGAGCUUUGCCCACCCGCCAAUGACCGUUGGCACCCUUGGCCGUUUCUGAAGCGUUUGCUCCUGGCCACCCUGAGCCUCAAGACGGACUUUGUCAUCAUGCUGGAGCCUGACAACACGAUCCACGGCCCCAUCAAACGCGAGCCGAAGCACGAUGCAGGAGGGAUCUUCGUGGAAGAUCGGGCCUUUGGCCUCGUCGAGUACGUGGAGAAGCUGGCGCAGGAACGGGUGCCAGGCUUCAAGUGGACGCGCACGGCCAUGUCUGCUGGCUUGGCCGGGGGCGCCUACUUUCGCCGGGAGGCCAUCUUGGACGCCUUCUCGGACGAGAACAUGAUGAAGCUCGAUUGGAACAUGCUCGGCGAGAAGGCGACCAAGGAGAUCUACUCAUCGGACUUCGCGAUGCAGUACGCCUUGGCGGCGCGGGGCUGGCGGAUUGCCCCCUGGGAAGAGACGGCGCAGAUGGACAAGGAUAAGGAUGUGCCGCUGACGGGCCCGAAGGACGCAGCGUUCCGGCACUACUGCUCCUGCUAUCCGGGAGGAAAGCCCACCUACAACAUCCGUCUGAAGAAAGAGGAUGCGAAGUUGGCCCUGGACCAGCCAGCGGAGUUUUCCAAAGUGAACUCCGUGUGCCAGCUCUGCUACAACUUGUCACGCUAUGUGGCACUCUGGGGAUCGGCGCGGUGUACCAACGAGAUCCCCUUCUCCUACUCGAAGCGUCUCUUGCAGAGGUACCAUCCAGAAGUCCUUCAAGGUGCCUGUGAGCUGCCCUGGCUCUGUACGCCAACAAAGCCUGACUAG
Molecule: messenger RNA, 1583 nt
Organism: Durusdinium trenchii
Lineage: Eukaryota; Dinophyceae; Suessiales; Symbiodiniaceae
Source: the annotation of a GenBank genome assembly